AUGAUCCAAGGUCAAAGAGAUUAUCAACAAGAAGGUGAUUUUUAUAAGGUUUUAUCGAGCCUACCGUCAUAUUCUUUUGUUGUACCUAAGAGUCUUGUGGAAAACAAUGGAUCUUUAAUGAUAAAUUUGAAACUUUUCAAGAUUUUACAGGAUGAUAAUAAUGAAAAAUCCUUGAAAUUCAUCCUAAAGCAUCUUGAACAUAACUUACAUCAUGAAUUGAUUGAGUUCUUUGUGUAUAAGAACAUAGGGAAUUAUUUUGUCACGCCAUUUCUUCAAAAAAUCUUCCAUAGUUAUGAUGAUUUUGUGUUAAGUAAUGAAAUAUGGUCAAUUUAUAUGACUUCAGUGUGUCAACAGAUGAGUUUAGAAGGAGCAAAAUUGAUUUAUCAUAAUGUCAUAGAUAAUUAUCGAUUAUAUGAAGAUUUAGAGGUUGAAAUUGAGGAAUUAUUGAAUCCACAAAUAGAAAGUUUACAGAUAGAAAGUUUACAAACAGAAAGUUUACAAAAACAAAAUCCACAAACCCAAACCCAAAUCCCACAAACAGAAAGUUUACAAACCCAAAUUCCACAAAUCCAAUCACAAACUCAUUAUCCCUUCCUAAUAACCCCACAAUCACUCGAACAGUUAUCAACGAUUUUCCUCAUCCAUAAUAAACCCGGUUAUAUCGAUGGACUCAUUCAUUAUUUUAAACAAUUCUAUUCCAUUCAUGGCCAUAAAGAUUGUUAUAAGCAUCUUUUAAUCUCCCUGAUUGAAAGUUAUAGUAAAAAAUGUAAUGUCCACAAAGCCAUGGAAACAUUCAUUACCUUAAGUAAUCAUUACAAAUAUUCCCGUAAUGCCGUCAUUGUAAAUAAUCAACUCCAAAAAUCAAAAGACCACAAUUGUGAUAUAUCCAGAAUUCCUGUAUUUAAGAAAUCCAUCCCUUUGAAUGAAUUACCCAUGUUUUGUAAACUUAUCAAUCGAAUUCUCCGUCAACGAGUUACUGCCAAACCGUUGAACUUCAUCAAUUGGAUAACUUCAACUCAUUUUAACCUUACUAGGUUCUUAGUAAAAGAACUCACAUCAUUGGCCAGCUUCCAAGAUGCGUUAAUAGUGAUGAGUAUGGCACCUAGAAAGACAGGUACUCGUAUAAAAGACAUUUUCUCCGAUGACAUGUUCCUCCAUAUAAUGAAGAACCUCAAAUUACAUAUACAUCAGCAUGGACGGUCGUAUAAAAGGCUUUAUCAUCGUCAUAAUCAACCUUUAAUGACUUUGAAUGAAACUUUUACUGUCGUCCCUAAAUUUAUGAAGAUUUUCAUCCAAUUCAAACACCAGGAGUUCGAAUCCACCACCAUGUUUCGUCAUUACUUGGAGAUAAUAGUUCACGAUCCGGAGUUUCAUAACGAUUUGAUAGAUAAAAUCAUUCCUAUAGUGGUAGAAAGGGGAUUAAUCGUGGAAUUGGGUAGUAAAGAGUAUAAGAAAUUGGUAUCGGUGUAUCCGUUAGAGGAUAGUAUAUUUAAAGAUCAUAUAAGACUUGUAUAUAAUGCAUAG
Molecule: messenger RNA, 1524 nt
Organism: Yamadazyma jaroonii
Lineage: Eukaryota; Fungi; Ascomycota; Pichiomycetes; Serinales; Debaryomycetaceae
Source: the annotation of a GenBank genome assembly